Molecule: messenger RNA, 942 nt
Organism: Lycium barbarum (goji berry)
Lineage: Eukaryota; Viridiplantae; Streptophyta; Magnoliopsida; Solanales; Solanaceae
Exons: 4
Coding region: 48-758 (236 amino acids)
Source: RefSeq, a predicted model, not a curated record
UAGUUAAAACUCCAGAUGAUCCAAAUAACAAAUUUGCUGGAGCUGGAAUGAUAGCUACUAUUUGGAAUACUGAUGUUCAAGGUCAAGAAAAUAGUGCGUGCAGAUUGAAGAUUCAAAAAGGACCCGAUAGUAUACAAGUUGGUUGGAGAGCGGAUCGAAUAUUAUAUGGGGACAGUAAAGCUAGGCUUUUUAUACAUUUUCAAGCUGGAAACACACAAUGCUUCAACACACUAUGUCAGGGUUUUGUAUUAGUAGACAGAUCGAUACAACUUGAUCAAGCAUUUGAUCAUGUUUCUCAACGAGGGUCGCAACAAUUUGCGAUGACUGCAUACAUCGAUCGGGAUCUAGCAAAUGGAAACUGGUGGUUGUUACUUGGAAGAAAUCAAACAGCUGUUGGUUUUUGGCCUCCAAGGAUUUUCACCGCAUUAGCAAACGACUUUGCGACAAAUGUUGAGUGGGGAGGAGUGACAUAUACUCCACCAGGUGUACCUUAUAUUCCAAUGGGCGCUGGUUUUUGGCCUACAAUUCCAGAUCCUACGCUUGAUGCUUAUUGUAGGGGACUUGCAGUUUUAGAUGAUAAAGGGCAGACGAUAAAUGCAAAAGGCACAACCAAAGUUCUUGACAGUCCAAUAGUGUACCGGGUCAUUGAUGAACCCAAGUGGGGAUCUGGAAAGUUCCCACAUUAUGUAUUUUAUGGGGGACCUGAAGAUCCAGAUGGAGAUACUCCACCACGUGUACCUAAAGUACUAAAGAAUUAAGAGAAUUGAAAGAGUCACUUUUGAGUUUUUUAAACAUAGUGCAUUAAUGAAAAAAAUUGGAAAAAGGCCAAAAAUAAAAGAAGAAAGAUAUUGUAUUUCUUAGCCAAAUUUAUUCUUUCAUAUAUAUAUAUAUAUGGGUAUGAAAGAAUAAAUUGGAGAAGAUGAUUGGAAAAUAUUUCUUGUA